GUAAAAAUAUUAUCAACAUACUAGCUAUGCUGGCGUUCGGGGAUAAGUAUACGGUUUAAUGAUGAGCUCAAAUACGUAAGUGCAUAUCGCCUUCGGUCAACUGCUAGAACUGAUAUUGGUAUUAUCAGUGAGAGGUACCUAUCUUCAAGUAUUCUAUCUGUUUAAACUGCGGGAAAAUCAGCGGUAGAAAAAAAUCUCUAUCAAGGUUGCAAGCCCAUGCUCUACCCGGAUGGGUGAAAUUGAGGUAGACACUUAGGAGAUAGGUACCCAAUAUUUAUCAGUUGAAGAGAUCGAGCGUGCACCAAACAACCUAGUUACCUAGCAACUCACGACUCAUUCAGAAAGAGCUCUUUUGCAACCUCCCUUCUUACCUCCACUCAGGCAUUUAGUCUCCGUCAUCAACAUACCUAAAAGACGGAUGGCAACAGCUGUUACUCCGGGAGUAGCGAUGUCUUCCCUCCUACUUGUUCCUGCUACACACACUUCUAUUUUGAUUAUAAAAUCCUAGAUAGUCUCCUCUCUACCUUUUCCUUGGCCUGUGGCUAUAAAGUUUGAAGAGAUGGGACGCGUUAAGAAGGCUAAGAAUAAGUCCAAAGGCAGGCUUCAAGACAAGCCCAAAGGAAAGCCUAAGGGGAAGCCUAAGGUUAAAUUGCAGGUUAAACCUGCAGUAGAAGACCAGGCAACACCUACAAAUAAGCCCGAAGACAAGCCAACACCUCCGAAAACGCCGUCACCACAAGAAACUCGCAGCAAGAGGACCCCUUACAAGGGAGUUCUUCUUCCCCAUCCAGGGGAGUUAAGGUUUGCGCCGCCGCCGCCGCCGCCAUCGCCACCCGCGACAAGUCCUUUGGCAGCGGAACCAUCAGAGCUUGGUGGAAGGCCAGAGGAUACUCCGUUACACCGAUAUCAACAAAGACACCGAAAGCGAGGAGGUAUCGAGCAGUCCAUAAUGAUCCGAAGGAGACUUGAAGACGAGAUGAGAAAGAGGCAAGAAGAAGAAAGACAGGAGGAGGAAGAGGAAAACCGAAUAAGAACCGCUCGAGUCGCCCGGGCCGCUAUUCUUCCUCUCCCGGGACCUCGAAUUUGCCGAUUCUGUGGUGUCACUUUUGAUCCCAGAGCCAACAACGCCUGUCCUAACCACCAAAGUAAGAAGAUCGUAACUAUGUCGUUUGUUUAUUUAUUGAGCAUCAGCUAACGUAAUAUAUGCUUAGUUCACUAUGGAGAACUGCAGUACGCAUUCACAUCAACUAAGAACCGGUGGACGAUGGAAGAAGAUAUUCAAGUAAAAGAAAAAUGGACGUGUUGUCAUAAAGAGAGCCAGGAUAGCCCGGGAUGUGCAUAGGGAGUACAUCAGGCCUAGAACUUGAGCUUGGGCAAAGUCAGGUACAAUACCU
Daldinia decipiens is the source of this 1394-nucleotide messenger RNA. RefSeq lists its product as uncharacterized. The transcript is spliced from 2 exons. NCBI's taxonomy places the organism in Eukaryota, Fungi, Ascomycota, Sordariomycetes, Xylariales, Hypoxylaceae. The record is from RefSeq and is a predicted model, not a curated record. Bases 560 to 1195 code for a protein of 211 amino acids.